GAAACAUUCCAGUGUUCCUGGAUCAGAGCAGCUUUCAGUCCAGUCUUAAGUAUGGAGCUACGUACCAUGUUCCACAUUCAUGAACAAGGAGUGAAGGAUGAACUGAUGAAACAAGAUUCCAAUCCAAGGCACCGAGAGCGGAUCUUUAGACCACGAAUCUCUCUUUUUGGAUUAAACGAGGAAGAAGUGAGAUCUAGGUACCGCUUCAGCACCGAAGUCAUUCUGGAGCUUUAUGAACAAAUCCAGAAUGAUAUUGAGCCAAAUUGCGAGAGAAACCAUGCUGUCCCAGGGAUGGUGAAAUUGCUAAGUGCCCUGCAUUACUUUGCGUCAGCAUCUUUUCAGGGUACGGUUUCUGCUCUGUCCGGCAUAUCGCAGCCCAGUUUUAGUAGACACUUGACCCAAGUGUUGAAGGCCAUUAACAAACUUACUCCUCAAUACAUUAUUUUCCCCUCGGACAAAGCUGCUAUUCAAACAACAAAAGAUGGUUUUUAUAAAAUAUCCGCUUUUCCUAAUGUUAUGGGGGCCAUUGACUGUACCCAUGUUGCUCUCUCACCUCCCACAGAAGAUAUUUAUAGGAACAGUAAAAACUUUCACUCCUUAAAUGUCCAAAUGGUAUGCGGGCCUGACAUGAGGAUUUUAAACCUGGUAGCUGGGUAUCCCGGGUCUACCCAUGAUUCGUACAUUUUGAAGCAUUCAAGCUUACAUUCCAUUUUGACAUCUGGAAACCUACCAAAGGGCUGGCUGCUGGCGGACGAUGCAUACCCUAUAACAGAGUGGUUGCUAACUCCCAUCAAGGACCCCAAAAAUGCAGCAGAAAAACAGUAUAAUGCUGCACACAAGACAGCUCACUCCGUCAUUGAGCGCACGUUCGCUUCACUUAAAAGCCGCUUCCGGUGUCUGGACCGUUCUGGUGGUGUGCUUCAGUAUUCUCCAGAAAAAGGGGCACAGAUUAUCCUGGCGUGUUGCAUUUUGCAUAACUUGGCCAUCAUUAGAAAUCUGGAUGUUGACAUUGUUGAUGAUCUUGAAGCUCCACCACCAGUAGCACCCGUUUCAGAAGAGGAGAACACACAGGCCGGGAAACAGACCAGAAUGCGAGUGAUUGAGAGAUAUUUCACAUGAGGCUUUUGUUUCGGAUCUCGGCUGCUCCUUCUCGAUGUAGCUGGUCACAUCUCAGCAUCUACGUGGACUUACACGUUUGCGUGUACCUAUUUUAUCCCUACAUGGAGCGGAAUAUCUAACGGUGUGUUAGUUUAGACUUAUAAGCAUUUAGGCAGCAUUCUAUAACUCCAUUUGACAUGUUAGAAAACAAACCCUACUUUUUUUUGUAAUGCAAAUGCUUGCUUCAAAGACUUGAUUUCUUUGAUCCAUUAGCUCAACUAGACGUAUGGAUUUGUUUCAGUUAAUCCUAUGGGUGUUAACAACCUAGGUGCUUUUUGUCGUGCCCUGCUUGUAUCUAAAUCAUUAAUAACCAGCACAUCUGUCUUCCUGGAGCUGAAGAGAUGAUAUCUGGUUCUAUAACUCUUUUUUUUAUUUUAAAUGUAUGUUUAUUAUGCUGUGUGUUUUAUAAUGUAGCCUGCACAUCCUCACAGUUCAGUUGAGAUAUAGUGUGAGAGGGCUUGGAGUUACAUUAUAAAACCGUUGCUUGUAUGCUCCAUAUAUCCUUUGCCAUAUGACAUUUUGGUCAUUCUAGAUAUAUAUCAAGUUGUUAUAACACUUUAUUAGUACCUUAUUGCACAUGUAAAUAUGUUCUUUAUCACCCCUCUUGUUAGUGUUAUAGCGCUAUUGCUCUUACAGAAUGUUUGGUUACUCUUUAUUGACUCAUGAGAAGAGGAUAUUGAACAUCAUUCCAAGCAGUCAUUUGUCUCUACUACAUUGUCAUUUAUCUGUAAUGUUUUGUCACUGUAAGCUGACGAAAAAUACUUUACAUCAGUAAACUGCGCAACAGAUCUUUUAUUACUCUGAACAGGACGGUGGCGGUCAACUAUAUUGUAAUUGAACAAUAGCCCAAGGUUCACAAGCACUAUAUGGGUGUUGGCAUGUACAGUCUGCGUGGAGCUAUAAACAAUAGUCCAAUGUUAGAAAAAAAAGAUAAAAUGGGACAGAACAGCAUAGAGAAAGAAUACCUGCAUGAACACUAAGGAGCCAAAGAAAACAACUCCCAUAACACUCCACCCUUGGAGUCACUAUAUACCAUUCCUCAGUGGCAAGAGGCAAGGCCUCUGCAGUUUUGUGGGAGCAACACCGGUGAGUAUACACUGUCGUUCCUGUGCUGUCAGGUAGUCCUAGGCUGGUGCCUCCUUGUAGGUACCACUCUUUACCUGUAUGUGUGUCAUGUUUGUCUCUGUUGAUUUAAUGUCCACUGCACCAGUUAUCUGUUUGCUGGUGUCAGCUGCGUCCUGGAAAAAUAUUCCUCCUCGUUCUGCCAGAAACUAUUUCCACUUUUCUAAAGUCUGUUUUUGGGCAACUGCAGUAUAGGCCGCAAGGCCUCCUUGACGUACCAAGUUCCCUAUUGGCAGAUCAGUCCUUACUAUGACUGGACUCACAUGUGCUGGCUCUGAAUGCUGUAAAGCUGUAUAUGCAGCUAGCAGUUCUUUCUCUAGAGGACUCCAGAACCCUAUCAGUUUUUUUCUGGCCCCUGACCUCGGAAACUUUUGCCACAGUUGAUCCCAAGAUGACAAAUAAAGGACCACCAAUAUAGCUUGGGCUUUCUUCACGUUUCUCUGUCCCUUUGGGUUAGCUAUAGUAUCCAAAACAGACUGAGGUAUUGUUUUCUGAAGUCUGUGCUGUGCCGUGCCUAGAAAUUUGGCUUGUUGUGCAGGCCUUUAUAAUUUGUUUUCAUCUAUGACUUACUCUCGACAUCACAUCCAUUGAAUAAAUGUUUGUAAAUCCUU
Molecule: messenger RNA, 2891 nt
Organism: Spea bombifrons (plains spadefoot toad)
Lineage: Eukaryota; Metazoa; Chordata; Amphibia; Anura; Pelobatidae
Product: putative nuclease HARBI1
Exons: 4
Coding region: 52-1119 (355 amino acids)
Source: RefSeq, a predicted model, not a curated record